UUCCCGUGUGGUUGUGUGAGAAGAGACAAGGAAAGAUGGCGACGCAGGAGAGCGAAGCAACGAGAGCCGCUGGAAGCAACGGCGAGGUGAACAGCAAUGGAACUGCUGCGACGACAGACGGCCAGGCAGUGCAGACAGCUGGAAAUGGACAAGAGGCUCAACAACAACAACAGCAGCAGCAGCCGGCACCAAACGCAUGGCAGGUCAUCAAAGGAGUGCUCUUCAGAAUCUUUGUCAUCUGGGCCAUAAGUAGCUGGUUCCGCCGAGGCCCGUCCACCCCUGACCCCAGCACGCCGGCCGGUGCACCCAGAGUGCCCAGCAGAAACCUCUUCCCCAAGGACACGCUCAUGGACCUUUACGUCUAUGUCUCCCAGGAAGAGGUGUUCACUGACUUCAACAACACAGAGUCCCUCUUCUGGUUCCACAGGGAUCUGGUUUAUGGCGACUGGACCACGGGGGAGAACGGAGACGGCUGCUACGAGCAGUAUAAAGAGAUGGAGAUCCCUGAGGCUGUUCAACAGAACGGAUCCCUUUAUAUCCAUGUCUACUUCACGAAGAGCGGCUUCCACCCAGACCCCAAACGGAAGGGCCAGUACCGGAGACUGUCGACAGUCCACUCCACACGAAUGCUCAACAAGUUCAAGCGCAGGAAGUUUCUGAAGACCAAAAAUCUGCUGACAGGAGAGACAGAAGCAGAUCCAGAGAUGAUCAAGCGAGCAGAGAGCCAUGGUCCUGUGGAGAUCAUCUCCCACUGGCAUCCCAAUCUAACCAUCAACAUGGUGGACGACCACACAGCCUGGGUCAAAGGCUCUGUGCCGCCACCGCUGGACCAACAUGUGAAGUUUGACGCCGUCAGCGGCGACUACUACCCCAUCGUUUACUUCAACGACUACUGGAACCUUCAGAAGGACUACUAUCCCAUCAACGAGACCUUGAGCAAACUGCCGCUGCGCCUCAGCUACUGCCCGCUGACCUUGUGGCGCUGGCAGCUGUACGCCGCUCAGAACGCUCGCUCGCCGUGGAACUUCCUGCCAGAGGACACGUACGAACAGUCUGACGAGGACCAAGACUCCGUCAAGGUUGCCCUGCUGGAAACCAACCCCUACCUCCUGGGCCUCACCAUCGUGGUCUCCAUUGUACACAGCAUCUUCGAGUUUCUCGCCUUCAAGAAUGACAUCCAGUUCUGGAACAGCCGACAGUCUUUGGAAGGCCUGUCGGUGCGCUCCAUCAUCUUUGGAGUCUUCCAGUCGCUCGUGGUGCUGCUCUACAUCCUGGACAACGAGACCAACUUCGUGGUGCAAGUCAGCGUCUUCAUCGGCCUCCUCAUCGACCUGUGGAAAAUCACCAAAGUCAUGGAUGUCAGAUUGGACAGAGAAAACAAAAUACUGGGAGUCAUCCCCAAGCUCAUUUUUAAAGACAAGUCCACUUACGUGGAGUCUUCAACCAAAAUCUACGACGAUAUGGCCUUCAGGUAUCUGUCCUGGCUGCUGUACCCUCUGUUUGGCUGCUACGCCAUCUACAGUUUAUUGUACGUGGAGCACAAAGGCUGGUACUCCUGGGUGCUCAGCAUGCUCUACGGUUUCUUGUUAACCUUUGGCUUCAUUACGAUGACGCCGCAGCUCUUCAUUAACUACAAGAUGAAGUCUGUCGCUCACCUCCCGUGGAGGAUGCUCACCUACAAGGCCCUCAAUACGUUCAUCGAUGACCUCUUCGCCUUCGUCAUCAAGAUGCCCAUGAUGUACAGGAUAGGAUGCCUCAGAGACGAUGUGGUGUUCUUCAUCUAUCUUUACCAGCGUUGGAUAUACCGGGUUGACCCCAACAGGGUCAACGAAUUUGGUACCAGCGGAGUGGAUCACAACCAGACCAACGGAGACGCAGUCACUUCUCCUGCCGAAGCCAUCACAGACAAACCAGAGGAGGAGAAGAAGAAGGACUAAAGCGGGCGACUCCCCCACUGUCUGCCACCCCCGGCCCGUCAUGCUGGCGCAGAGAGGACUCGUGGAACUUGGACAGGACUGGCGGCCAUCAUCCUUUAGCAUCCAUGGAAGCCGCAGCUAUAAAAAGAGUUUAAAAAAAGUCACGCAGUCCAACUGUUCCCUCGCUGUUCUGUGUGGAUCCACAGAGCUUCAUGAUCAUUGUAGACUUGGUAAAUCAUCAUUUUCGUUCCCCUUCGUCUCGUUUUGCAGUUCCAGUGAAGUAAAAACAAAACGUGAUGUACUGUAUUCUGUUUGAUUUCCGGAAGGCGCCACUGUCCGACAGUCAAGGUUGUCGGCGCCAGCACGGUUUCAGUAAAUAAUUUUUUUUAUACAAGGGAAAAAAAGAGACUAAGUGCGACUCUGGGUUCUCUGCGUAGCUUCCUCGUGCAAUUUUCUUUUCAUUCCACGUGAGGACGAGUCGUGCUGGAGGAAACUGGAACCGUGGUGACUGGACAGGACCUGUGCAGGACACCAGAGGGCUGCCACCAUUUUCAACAGAGGAUUCACCUUCUGAUGACAGACAGAAAAACUAACAGCCUCGUCGGGUCUCAUAUAAGUAUAUUAAUAUUGUCAUUUUUAUUUUGCAGUCACUGAAGCAAUUUUUGUACCUCCUGAAACUGUAACUGGGUCUCGACCCGCCAUGUUGGUGAUGUAACUAAUUAUUUAACAAGCUCCGAUCUGCAAGUCUAAUCUUACCUACCAGCUAGAUUUUGGACCCUCAAGUGUUUCACCCAGACACACACACACACACACACAGAGUGAGAAAGUUGUGCGCUUGAAGAAUUACAGUGUCUCUUGUUUUUAUUGUGAGUGCUGUAAAUCCUGGAUCAAACAGGGGGUCGUGUUGGUACAUAUUAAAUUUUGAACAUUCAUGUUUAUAGUAAAAUUUAAGUGUGAUUUAAAAAGAAAA
Synchiropus splendidus (mandarinfish) is the source of this 2886-nucleotide messenger RNA. RefSeq names its product CLPTM1 regulator of GABA type A receptor forward trafficking (gene clptm1). Gene Ontology annotation, cellular component: endomembrane system; membrane. Bases 36 to 1937 code for a protein of 633 amino acids. Lineage: Eukaryota; Metazoa; Chordata; Actinopteri; Syngnathiformes; Callionymidae. The transcript is spliced from 14 exons. The record is from RefSeq and is a predicted model, not a curated record.